Molecule: messenger RNA, 840 nt
Organism: Exophiala aquamarina CBS 119918
Lineage: Eukaryota; Fungi; Ascomycota; Eurotiomycetes; Chaetothyriales; Herpotrichiellaceae
Exons: 2
Coding region: 1-840 (279 amino acids)
Molecular function (GO): ferrous iron binding; zinc ion binding; oxidoreductase activity, acting on single donors with incorporation of molecular oxygen
Source: RefSeq, a predicted model, not a curated record
AUGGCGAGCAAAGCACCCGUCUAUUUCGUUUCUCAUGGCGGUCCAAACACAAUGUACGACAACAAACACCCGGUAUGGGCUGAACUGCAAGCGAUAGGCCGUGAAAUCACGCAAAAAGUGAAGCCAUCGGCCAUCGUUGUCUUCAGCGCGCACUGGCAGGCCCAGCGACCCAACACGAUUGAAGUCAACAUCUCGGAGCAGGAGCCCUUGCUGUAUGACUUCUACGGCUUCCCCAGACACUACUAUGCCGAGAAGUUCCCCAACAAGGGGUCGCCGGAACUCGCGCGGAAAAUCAUGGGGCUGUUGAACGACAAUGGGGUUCGCACGCAGGAGGAGGAACGAGGGCUGGACCACGGCGCGUUCGUCCCGUUCAAGGUCAUGUUCGACCUCAAGGAGAACCCGGUCAAUGUGCCGAUCGUGCAGGUCAGUCUGUUCGAUGACGACACGGAUGCCGAGGCGCAUAUCAAGUUGGGCCGGGCGGUGCAGAACCUCCGUGAAGAGAACAUCGUGAUCAUCUGCUCGGGCAUGUCCAUCCACAAUCUACGGCAUUUCAUGAUGGGAGGAGGCAGGAGUGGAAAUCUGCCCGGCUUUGCGAAUUUCGACCAGGCGCUCAAGGAUGCGGCCGAGACAAAGCCUGGCUCACAUAGGGAUGAAUUGAUGGUAAAGCUGCUGCAGCGGUCAGAUGCCAGACUUGCACAUCCUACCUUCGAACAUUUGCUGCCGGCUCACAUCGCCGUGGGUGCUGCGGGCGAGGACAAGGGUAAGCAGUUGUUCACACUGGUAGAAGGACCCCUUGCAUGGGCACAGUAUCGGUUUGGUGAGGUCGCCGCCGCGAGUUGA